Messenger RNA from Acanthoscelides obtectus, 4307 nucleotides. The record is from the annotation of a GenBank genome assembly. Lineage: Eukaryota; Metazoa; Arthropoda; Insecta; Coleoptera; Chrysomelidae.
CUCAUCAUUAGGAAUCGCGAUAAUUCGUUUUGAACCAAAAAUCUUGAAAGUUAUCUCAUCAACAACAGAGGAAAGGCUUACUAAGCAGAAUUUGUGAGAUAAUUAUGACACGCCCCUCGUAUGAAAGCAAGGCAUGUUUUGUCAAAUGUCAAAAAAAAGUUGUCAACAAAAGACGAAAACAACAAUAAACAGCUGUGUAUUUUCAACACGUUAUGCCAUGUUAAUUAUUUUCAAUUUCUACUGAUUUUAUAAUUUUCUUGGAUGAGUCACCAUGUGCAUUUCGUGCAUAGCAUAUUAAUAACCGAGUGAGAUAUAUAAAUAAACGCAGCCUCAUAUCGGACGUUCCAGUUCAGUCAUUGUUUUGACUUUGUAAAAAAUUGCGUAUUUCGCUUAAAAACAGAACAGUACCAAAAUAAAAACGAAGCAAAUAUCGUAUUUUAUAAGCGGACGAGGAACUGACUGGCCAGACUGUGUGACACAUGUGAAUUGUGCUAAAUCUGGCACACAAACCUAUCCUGACUACAAAUAACAAAUGUGUGCCAAAAACAGAUAUAGCCACACACAAAUCUCUGUGCUUCAGUAUUCAUCGCACCGCACGGUGCUGAGGUACUAAUUUUAACUGUGAAUGAGUUGGUCAGAAUGUUCAAACUGAUACUUGUUCCAUUAUUUUUUGCAAGUUUAAUACUUGUAAGGUCUGAAGGUGAGGAGAAUGGUCAGGAUGAGACUCAGAAGCUUGUAUCUUUGAUUCUACAGUCUCUAAAUGGGAAUUCAAAUAAGACAUAUAUUUACAACAGUGGGCAGUUUGUCCAUUCAGAACAAAAGGCUGAUAUAUCGGAAGUGACCAGCGACAUUGACGUGUCAUGUAAAACUCAGUAUCCAGACAUCCCCUGUACAAGUACUGUGCUUAGAUGUACCAGCUUUAUACGCAAAGGAGCAGAUCUCAAAGUACUCAGUUCUUCAUGUACACCAAAGCAUGAUGUAUCAGCAGAAAUUACAAGGGAUAUCACUUCUGAACUCAAUCAAGAUGCUGAUAAUUCGAAGAUUGAACUGAGUCACGAAGCUGCGUACCACGAAGAUCCCGAUAUAGUGGCAGUAAACAAACAGAAUAUACCAUGUGUCGGAUGUCCAUAUGACGUCAACAUCAACGCCGAGGGCAUUGAUAGGCUGGUUGAUAUCGCUCUUAAACAUAUCGAAAGCGAACGGGAGACUAAACAAAGAUUGGUCAGGGUCAUCAGACUACAAGAACAGGUGGUUGCUGGAAUCAAAUACAUCCUGUUGAUGGAAAUCGUCCCCACAGAAUGUCCAAAAAUCUUAGAUAUGGUGGACUGCCCCGCUGAUUCGCAAAAGGAAAGCAUGAUCUGUGAAAUUGAAUACUACGAACGGCCAUGGAUGCACACUGGCAAGAACAUUAUCAAAAAUAACUGCACGAUUUCCCAAGAGUUCACAGUCACGGAAAAUCAAGAAGCAUACGACCAGGAUACAAGGAAGACUCAUAAGAAAGAGAUCACUGAUGAUUUUUUGACUGAGUUGGAAUCCCAAAUAGUACAGACUGAUCCUAGAUUGGUUCAGCCAGUAGAAGACAAUAAUGUGCCCAAAGUUAGUGAAACUGGAGAAGCUAAAGUUGACGCGUACCCACCUUUUUUCUAUCAAACAGUAAGUGAAAGUAGAGUAGCAGAAAGUGCUACACCCACUGCAACAGAAGACGUCAAAUUGGCAGAGAAUAGCCCUGCUACAGAAAAUGUUCACUUUCUCCAAAUUACAGAAGGUAAGAGAAAAUACUCCAUUGUUUUCCAAAAAAAAACUUGCAUCGGACCUACGUUGAACGCCAAACUUUCGUCAAUUGUACAAUGCAACUAAGAUUUCUGGUUUUUGGGAGUAACUGGAUGUUUGAAUUAAGUCGGGAUCGAAUAAUUGACUAAAGACACAAAACCCGCUACUGUAUUGCGUGAUCAUUGUGUGACCAGUGCGUAGAUAUUUAGUGGAUACUACCAUGCUUGUACUGAUUAUGCAAAUAUGCUUGUGGAAGUUUCAAACAAAGCUAAAGGUAACAUUAUUUAGAUGCAGAUUUUGUUACCUUGGCCAGUGGUCCAAAUUUGGACGAUGCCAAUCCUAGUAUUGCUGGCCCAACAACCGAAGGUUUUGACGUGUCUGAAAGCAUUCCCUCCCCCGAUACUGUUGUGGAAAUUAUGGCUGGACCUAUGGUUACAACAGAAGGCAUUGAUGGUGUCACAUAUGACGUUGAGCAGGUUGCUGAAGUCGUGAGGAUAAUAAGAGGAGCUGAGGGAAAAACAACCGAUGAUAAAAAAUCAGAGGUGUUGGAAAGGGACAAGAGGAAAGUUAAAGAUAAUCGCGUUGAUGAUGACAGCUCUAGCAGCAGUAGCAGUAGUUCUGAAGAAGACAAGAAUCAUAACAGCGAUAGCAACAGCAAAGAUGAUGAUAAUGACAAAUGCAAUAACAAUAAGAAGUGUAGAAAUAGUCACGAUAGUGAUAGCGAUAGUAAAGAUGACGACGACGAUGAUAACAAAUGCAAUAAUAAGAUUAUCAAGUGUAAAGAUAACGAGAAUAGCGAUAGCAAAGAUGAUGAUAAUGACAAAUGCAAUUACAAAAACAAGUGUAACAACAAGAGCGAUGAUGACGACAAUGAUGAUGAUAAAAGCAACCACAAAAGUGAUGACAGUGACAGUAGCAGUAAAAGCGACGACGACAGCGAUGAUAGUGAUAACAAGAAGAAAGGACGUAAGCAUGAAGAUGAUGACGAUUCUUCAUCAAGCAGCAGUAGUUCAAGUAGUGAAGAUGACAAUCAUCAUCAUAACCAUGGCAAGAAGGAUUGUAAUAAAGGAAAUGAUAGAAAGAAGGAUAAAGAUAGUGACAGCGAUGAUAACGAUGAUGAUGAUGAUUCUAAGUCGUCUAGUAGUAGUAGCAGCAGCAGCAGCUCCAGCGAAAGCGAUGAUGACGAUGACGACGACGAUUGCCACAACAAAAAGAAAAAUGAUAAGUGUAAACGCGGAAAGAGAUCACUCUCUCUGCAAGACAUUGAGGAAGAGAUAGAAGAUGAAGCAAGAGUAGCUGCAAUCGAAAACGAGAUGUUCUACAAUUUCAUGAAGCACUACAACAAACAAUAUUCGCAUCCUUUGGAGUUGGUUUAUCGUCGGAAAGUCUUCAGAGAUAACUUGGAAACCAUCAGACUUCUUAACAAAUUUGAACAAGGUACUGCCACAUACGGUGUCACACAGUUUGCAGAUAUGACAAGAGAAGAAUUUUCGAAAAUGCACGGUUUGCGACCAGACCUGAGAAGUGAAAAUGAUGUUCCAUUUGCAAGCGCUAAAAUUCCUGAUAUAGAAAUACCCACGGAAUUUGAUUGGAGACAGAAGAAUGCUGUUACUGAGGUUAAAGAUCAAGGAAUGUGCGGCAGCUGUUGGGCCUUCAGUACCACAGGAAACGUUGAGGGACAAUAUGCCAUUAAAUAUGGACAACUUCUGGAAUUUUCUGAACAGGAAUUGGUAGAUUGUGACAAAUUGGAUGAAGGUUGUAAUGGAGGUCUCAUGGACAAUGCUUACAGAGCAAUAGAAAAGAUGGGCGGCCUAGAAACAGAAAAAGACUACCCAUACGAAGCCGAGAACGAGAAAUGUCACUUCGUGAAGACCAAGAGCAGAGUCCAACUAUCCGGGGCAGUGAACAUCAGCCACGACGAGACCGACAUGGCCAAAUGGUUAGUCAAAAAUGGACCAAUAGCGAUCGCGAUCAAUGCUAAUGCCAUGCAGUUCUACGUCGGCGGAGUGUCGCAUCCGUGGAAGAUGCUUUGCAGCCCGAAGGAUCUUGAUCAUGGAGUGUUGAUUGUCGGUUAUGGAGUACACACAUAUCCUAAAUUCAACAAAACUCUGCCUUACUGGAUAGUGAAGAACUCUUGGGGCCCCCGAUGGGGAGAACAAGGCUACUACAGAGUAUACCGAGGCGAUGGGACCUGUGGCCUGAAUCAAACUCCUUCCAGUGCCAUUGUUGCUUAGCAACACAGCUGCCAUAUUUUAUACUUAAUAAAAUGAACUACUUGAUAUCAUUUUUGAUUUAAAACAAAUACAUCUCUAUGGAUCAGUGGUGUGACAUCUACUUAUUAUUAAUGGUAAAAAAAAAUAUUGUGAUCCCUUAUUUAUCGUUAAUUUUUCAUUAUAGUAUUUAGUUAUUCAUUAACAAGUGCUUUAUGUUUAUAAUACUCUUGAAAAUAUUUAUCUGUAGGUACAAAUUGAUGUCCUUCGAGCUCUCAUAUUUUGUAGCUUUUGUUAGUGAAUAAACACUAAUUUUGAUUUCUUUUA